Molecule: messenger RNA, 630 nt
Organism: Coprinopsis cinerea okayama7#130
Lineage: Eukaryota; Fungi; Basidiomycota; Agaricomycetes; Agaricales; Psathyrellaceae
Exons: 6
Coding region: 1-630 (209 amino acids)
Biological process (GO): mRNA splicing, via spliceosome; spliceosomal snRNP assembly; mRNA 5'-splice site recognition
Cellular component (GO): nucleus; U1 snRNP
Molecular function (GO): zinc ion binding; pre-mRNA 5'-splice site binding
Source: RefSeq, a predicted model, not a curated record
AUGCCAAAACACUAUUGUGACUACUGUGAUGUCUUCCUCACUCACGACUCGGCUUCAGUACGAAAAGCCCACAACAGUGGACGCAAUCAUCUAGCAAACGUCAGGGACUACUACGCGUCGCUCGGACAUGACAAGGCCCAAAGUAUCAUUGACCAAAUCACAUCCGCAUUCGAGAGCGGCCAAGGACCUCCUCCUGGCGGUUUCGGAUUCGGGCCACAACAUCUGCAAGCGCCUCCGCAGGGUGGUUUCGCACCACCAAUGGGCGGAUUCCCUCCUGGAGGCUUCCCACCAGGACCUCGCCCACCAUUCCCUCCUGGCCCUGGUUUCCCCCCUAUGAUGCCUCCGGGUGCUCCUCCUUUCCCUCCGAAUGCUAUGCCGCCUCCAGGUGCCUUUGGUGGUCCUCCUCCUUUCCCACCUAACGGUCCUCCCGGUGCUCCCCCAUUCCCUCCCAACGCUUCUCAGCAAGGAGGCCCUCCUGGAGCUCCAAGCUUCCCUCCUCCACCAGGUGGAUUUAACGGCCCACCGCCUCCAUCUGGCCAAAAUUCGCAGGGCCCCCCUCCACCCACCAACCCUGGGCCUGGCGGAAUGCACCCCGACCGAGCGCGUAUGAUGGGUCCUGGUGGACGAUAA